CGCAUGCCGCGUCAGGCCCUCCUUCCUCCGCCCUCCUCCCACUUCAAUCCCCUCGGCACUCCCGCGACUACAGUUAACGCCAGAGACCUCAACCGGUACACUCGCUACGUCUUCAGCUAAUUAUUUUCUAUUCACCUCCUUUGAUACGUCAUUCGAAUUCAGUGCAGUCAUUUGUUUUGUUUUUUUUUUAAUUGGCUAUUCGAUUGCUUAUUUGUGUUGUGGAUUGUGAGCUGAGAAAAAUGCUUUCUUGAACGUGUUAUACAAGAAGUUAUAAAUCGAUGGAUCGGCAUUUGUUUAGUUUCGUCGAAACUCUACCAGUGCAGCAAAUAAAAUAGUCGAAAAACAAUCACUCUUCUACAAAGAUGACAGGUGACACAGCAUCCGACAGUCCAGAGCACCAGCCUCCAGGGGUGGUAGAAUUGAGAGAGGACAUCCCUCUGAAGGCUGGCGUUGGAAUGAGUGGCGGCAUGUGGGGCGGCGGCGGCUGCGCUCGAGGCCCGAAGCUCAUCGUGGCCGCAUUCGCUGUUCUGUCCGCUGCAAUUACGCUCGCUCUUCUUACACAAAUAUAUUAUGGGGAUUAUGAGGUUGUCCCCCACGGCGCCGCUUCAUCAUCAGUAGCUGCCUGUUCACGAGCUGGCACAGACGCGCUGAAGGCAGGCGGGUUCGCGUUAGAUGCUGCUGUGGCCGCAGCCCUGUGUCUCGCAGUAGCUGCACCCCAUCGCACUUCCAUGGACGCGAGUGGAUCGAUGCUUUACUGGGAGUACCGCCAGUCACGCACUCAACAGCCUACGCUGAUAGAGUGGGGUGGUAGCAUGUCUAAAACGCUUACCCCGCGCCCACCUCGUCUGGUGGCUGCCAUGGCUGCGCUUCACUCACAACUCGGUGUGCUGCCGUGGUCGCGCUUACUACAGCCAGCGAUCGAUAUCGCCAGAGUUGGUUUUCCAGUGUCUGAAGGUCUGGCAGCAGUAGAAGGAGCGGCUGCGUCUACUGUGAUAGUGCCAGGCACGCUAAGAUCUGCACAUGCUCUAGCGGACUUUCUGGAAUCGUUACAGCACAAUACUAGCUCUGAAUUAUCAGCAGCAUGGGGCAGUGAAUCCUUACUAAGGAAAAGCUCAGUGCAGCCCACGACCGCUGGUGAGACACGGGUGUGGGCGGGUGGAGCCGGUGCUACUGUGGCGCUACAAGCGCUUGUGUCAGCACUUGAAUCACCUCUGACGAAGCCGGACCAGGAGUCACUGAAAGUGGUGAAGUCUUUGCAACUAUCAGCGGCGGCUGCAGGAAGUGAGUGGCCUCCCACAGGAGUAGCCUCAGGUCUGGCAGUCGUCGAUCGCCGUGACAACUACCUCGCACUUGUCACGGGGCUUUCAGUACCGUUCGGGAAUGGAGCGUUGACUGGCGAGGGAUGGGCGUACGACGAUCCUACAGCGCCACUGGAUCUUGCGCCCGCAUUACUCACUGAUGAUCAGAUCUGCGGUACAAGGUACAUCGUCGGCGCUGAAUCAUCAGCUGCCCUAGCACAAGCAGCAUUAGUACUCGCAACGGGAGGAGGUGCGGGUGGCGUAGAACGUGCAAGAUUUGAUAUCCUACGAGGCGGGGCUCUGGCACUCGAGGCUUCACGACCCGAGCCGCUUCUUCCUUCUCUUGUACCAACCGUCAACGCGUCAUUACCCUACGCGGCUGUUAAUGUUGUACAGCAACGUGGUGACGCGCUACUCUCUCAUGCUGAUAGUCGCGGUGGUGGUCUUGCGUCUCGUUUUUAAUCUCUACUCACAAGCAGCUGGUUAUCCUAUGAGACGGGGCUCUGGCAUUCGAGGCGACUCGACCCAAAAUCGCCUCUCUUAUCCUUCAUGCUAAGUCGACUAUUCGGCGUUAUUACCGUACGCUGCCGUCAAUCUUGUACAGAAAUGUGGUGAUCCGGUUUUCCCUCAUGCUGACAGUUCUGGUGGCGGUCUUGGGUCACGUUAAUAAUCCCUACAACUAGCAAGUAACGAAACGCGACUGGUACAGUGAGGCGGGGCUCUGGCACUCGAGGUGACUUAACCCGAAUCGCGUCUAUUUUCUUAUGUACCAACCGUCAAUGCGUCAUUACCGUCCGCUGCCGUCAAUGUUGUACAGCAACUACAACAACUAGCAAUCAAUAAAAGGAUGCUGGUUAUCGUACGACGCUAGUUCGGAGUCAUUGAAACUUUUUUUGUUCUUUUUUUGUCUGGGAAAUGCCUUACGCAUCCUUCAACCACCGAGCGAAAGGAAGGUAUGUGGGACUCUUCCCUGCUCAUUUCAGCCAGCCCUUAGGCCGGGUGAAAUGAGCAGGGCCCUACCUAACACUAAAAACCAGACAAUACUCCUGCACCGGUCACCCGGCGUGCAUUGGGGGGACUGCGGUCCUCAGAAUCGGAUUGCGUGUGUGGUCGCGGCAACCGUUGCCGACUGUCCGCGAGUCACUGAACCUAACGUCACAUUUUUAAUCCCUACGACUACAAGCACACUGCGAAACAACGACGGUUUUCCAGCGAGAUUGUAAUAGGCGUGUCGCAUUUCGUCUAUUAUAAUAGUUAUUUCUUCUUCUUCUAGUUGCAAGUUGCAAAUGCAUUGAAAAUGUUGCUAUUUAUGUCUUUAGAAUGUAUAUAUUACUCGUAAAAGUAUCUCAUUAUAGCUCCUAUAGUGUGAAGAAAUGGCAAAGCCUUGCAAUCUAAAACCAUUGCGGUCUCGAUACCAUAGUAGUUAGUGUAUUCGCACAGAUCUGUACCUGGGCCGAGUUCAUUUGUUUGUGUUGAAAGUAAUCAUUAGACGGCAAAACCUACCAAUUUAUAUAAAUAAUAACACUAUCCAAGUACUAGUGCUGAAAUUUUAAAUAAAAUUGUGAUAUGUUUAAGCAAUAUGUUUAAUCCAUUGACCAAAUCGAAUUGUAUUCAUUUAUAGUAUUAACAAAGAUUUAUUAUUAUUAAUUUUACACGCACCCGUCCAAAAUCUAAGAUCUCACUUUUAAAUAAUCUAAGCUAACGAAUAAAUUAUUUAUUUUACAC
This is a messenger RNA of Chilo suppressalis (striped riceborer), 3023 nucleotides long. The record is from the annotation of a GenBank genome assembly. NCBI's taxonomy places the organism in Eukaryota, Metazoa, Arthropoda, Insecta, Lepidoptera, Crambidae.